GACCCUCCAAGUCAAUGAAUUGGGUGCAUAUAUAAGCCACUUACGCAUUCGCAUUCACAUUCACAUAAUAAAUUGUUCAAUUCCUUCAACCCUUUAGAAAUUGAAAACCAAGCUUGAAAACAUUUCUUCGUUUUACACAGCAUAUAUAUAAAUACCAUGGUUAUCGACGAAGCUUCAUUUUUUGAAACCAGCGAGGAUCUGGCCACGUGUCUCGCAACGAGUCCGAUAAUAUCGGAGUCAUGGAGGCUGUGCAGCGUGGCCAAUGUCACGGCGGCACGGAGUUUCGUGGCAGAAAGUGGCGGCGGCGACGGAGGAGUGGUGUACGUGGCUUCAUCGGGGGUUCAGAUGGCGGAGGGGACGGAAUCUAGCUGGAGAAGGUUGGUGGCGUUAGAGAGCAUCGGAGGAGAAUCGCUGUUCAGUAUGCAUCGGAAAAGGGAGGAGGAGGAGGAGGUUGUUAUGGUGCACGCCGCCAUCUUCGAUCUCUUUUCCUCAUUCUUCGUCUCUUUCCGCAACCAGUUUUUCGGCAGUUGGUCACUUUUGCAGUAAUUUCGUCUGCGUUCUCUGGUGACAGUUCCGUCUGCGUUCUCUUCCGGCAGUUCUGUCUGCGUUCUCUUCCGACAGUUCUGUCUGCGUUCCCUUCCAGCAGUUUCGUCUGCACUUUCUUCAGACAAGCAGCAGUUCUGUCUGCGCUUCUUUCAGAUAAGCGGUAGUUCCAUCUGCACUUCCUUCCGGCAGUUCUGUCUGCGCUUCUUUCAGAUAAGCGGUAGUUCCAUCUGCACUUCCUUCCGGCAGUUCCGUCU
Molecule: messenger RNA, 800 nt
Organism: Arachis ipaensis
Lineage: Eukaryota; Viridiplantae; Streptophyta; Magnoliopsida; Fabales; Fabaceae
Source: RefSeq, a predicted model, not a curated record